Messenger RNA from Entamoeba nuttalli P19, 1533 nucleotides. Its product is annotated as SP-RING zinc finger domain containing protein. Gene Ontology annotation, molecular function: zinc ion binding. The coding region runs from base 1 to 1533 and encodes 510 amino acids. The record is from RefSeq and is a predicted model, not a curated record. Lineage: Eukaryota; Evosea; Mastigamoebida; Endamoebidae. The transcript has a single exon.
AUGAAGUACUUGGAAUGGUUACAACAAAAUAAAGAAACAGAAAUAUACAAAAUACUUAAAUUAAAUAAAGAAGACUAUCCGUUUGAAUAUCUUUUUCAAGAAAGUGGAGAAAUAUUAAAUAAAGAAACAAGUAAACUAAUUUCAUUAAGAUCAUACUUAUUUUCUAUUCCUAUGUUUCAUUAUCUUCAACCUUAUUCAAACUUUAUAUCACUUAUUGACUUUGGAAAAUAUCUUUGUAAUGAAUUAAAUAAAGAAGUACCACCUGAAAAUUCUUCUCAGUCUAUAACUCAUCAACCAUUAAACACUUCUUUAAAACGUACUUCUUCAACACAUUCCUCUCUAAAAGUUUUUAUUCCUAUAAAAAAGACUGUAUCUUCUAAUUCUUUAGAACAUGAUCAAGACCUUCUUCCAAAUCAAGAAAUAUUGCCUUCAAAAAGCUAUGUAACAUCUGUUUCAGAACCAAUUCAAGUAAUUCCUAUUAAACCUAAAUUACCUGAAAUACAUCAUCCAAUUAUUAUGAGUUUAGUUGAUCAAUUACCAGUUAGGUUUAAAGAAACAUUACUUUCAUAUUAUACACUCUCAAAAGUACUUUACAUUAUUCAACCAAAACAAAAUUUUGAAACAGUCAAUAUACGUCAAAAUGCUUUUAUAAGAGUAAUUAACAAUUCUGGAAUUGAUGUAUCAGCAUAUGUAACAAUAGAUAAAACUGAUUAUUUGUUUGAACAAUAUAAUGAAAACACAAAAUAUAAAGUUAUUCCUUAUCCAAUUAAAAAUGGAAUAUAUAAAAUCAAGUCAAAUGAAACUAUUGUUAUUUUUACUUGUAAUCAAGAAAAUCCAUCUGUAAUAACAGAUAGAUUAAUUGAUGAAAUUAAUAAAGAACAUCGUUAUACUGAUAAACUUGUAGAUGAUAUUAUUAGUGAUGGUGAAAUGGAAUUAGAAGAUAGAGUUGUUAUUUCAUUAAAUUGUCCAUUCUCUAAAUGUAGAAUGAAUAAUCCAGUAAAAGGAAAACACUGUAGUCAUAAUUUCUAUAUGGAUGCAAUAAGUUUAAUUACUAGUUGGAAACAUAAACCUUGGAUUUGUUGUUUUUGUAAGCAAGUUUGUUAUUGGGAAGAUGUUGAAUUAAAUAUUAAACUUCAAGAAAUAAUUCAAAAAGCACCUCCAAGUGCUGAGUUUGUUGAAAUUAUUAAUGGGUGUGUUAAUUAUAAAGACAAAAAUAAAAAUGAGUUACUUUUAACAAAUGAUGUCAUAGAUGUUGAUAGUUAUCCUAGUGUUAUUGACGUUGAUGAUAUCGAUAAUACUGAAUGUACAUUUAAUAAUAAUGUUGAAAAUAAACAAAACUUAAGUGAUAAUACUCAAUCAGAAAGAAAAAGCAUUGACAAUGAUUGUACAAUUACUAAAAUUAAAUCAGUUAAUACAUUUUAUCAUUCUACUUCAACGGAAGAAAAUCUUUCUUUUCAGUAUGAUUGUGAGGGUGAUUAUGAUUAUACUUCUGACGAAACUAUAGAAAACAAUCCCGACAAGAUUAAUUUUUAA